Messenger RNA from Paramecium primaurelia, 971 nucleotides. The record is from the annotation of a GenBank genome assembly. Lineage: Eukaryota; Ciliophora; Oligohymenophorea; Peniculida; Parameciidae.
AUGAUUCCUUAUUAUUAUGGCAGCAUAAUAAUUGGUCCAAGUGGUGUUGGCAAAUCAACUCUUUGUAAAGGAUUGUCUUAAAUGAUGUAAUAAAUAUAAAGAAAAUCUAUCAUAAUUAAUAUGGAUCCAGCUAAUGAAGAUUUAUAUGAAGAUUAUCUAUGCAUUAAUAUUUUAGAGCUUAUUACUGUUGAGGAUGUGAUGAAAGAAUUUAAAUUAGGGUAUAUUCCAAUAAUAUUUAAGGCCUAAUGCAGCUUUGUUAUAUUGCUUCUAAUUUUUGUUGGAUAAUAUUAGUUGGCUUUUUGAUAAAUUAAUAAAGUAUAAAGACUAUUAUUUAAUUUUUGAUUUUCCAGGUAUUAAUUAAUGUUAAAAUAGGAUAGAUUGAAUUGUAUUUAGCAAAUGAUUCUAUUUAUAAUCUUAUAUAGUUAUUGACAAAUAAAAACAAUUAAACAUUAUAAAUAUCGUUAGUUGCAGUGUAAUUAUUUGAUUGUUUAAAUUGUUAUUAAGUGAAUACAUUUAUUUCUGCAAGUCUUGUUAGUGUUACUGUAUCUGCAAAUUUAUCAUUACCAUACUUAGCUGUAUUGAAUAAAUUAGAUCUAAUUAAAUAAUAUGGUGAGAUGCCUUUAAGUUUAUAAUACUAUUUAGAAGGUGAAAAUUUGAAAUACAUGCUUGAAGUUACUGAUUAAUGUGAUGAAGAUGGAUAAAAAUUUAAAGAAAAAUAUGGACAAUUAACAUACUAAAUUGCAUAACUAAUUGAUUCUAAAGAAGUUGUUAGUUUUGAACCACUUUUUGUUGAAAAUAAAAAAUUAAUUAUGAGACUAAUUCUAAAAAUGGAUAAAGCAAACGGCUAUUAUUUUUUAGAAAAUUUACCUCCAAUUUAUAAAUCUAUACAAGAUGAAGUAGGAGAAGAAAUAGAUUUUCUUCCUACUGAAUUAGUGAUGGAGUUAGAAACAGAAUUAUUUGAGAGUAAUUGA